Molecule: messenger RNA, 2256 nt
Organism: Trichomonas vaginalis G3
Lineage: Eukaryota; Parabasalia; Trichomonadida; Trichomonadidae
Product: S-layer like family, C-terminal region-containing protein
Exons: 1
Coding region: 1-2256 (751 amino acids)
Source: RefSeq, a predicted model, not a curated record
AUGAGUAAUCAAACAUUUACAUUAUCAGGAACUGCAAUAUAUUCAAAUGGAGAAAACAAUGCCACAAUUGUAUACUACUUCAACGAAAAUUCCAAAAAAUCAAAUUCAUUCAGUGUUGAAGUGGAUUCAAGUGGUAAAAAUUUCUCUAAUUCAAUCAAUCUUCCUAAUGAUUUACCAGAAUUCACUAAUACAAUUCAUUUAUAUUUAGAAAAAGAUACUUUAAAGAGCAGAUUAUAUAAUAUUUCAUUUGAGUACAUUUAUAUACAUCCUAACAUCAGUAUUGUUACAAUUCCUAAGCCAUCAUAUUUGAAGAAUACAGAUAACAACAUCACAGUUAAUGGAACUGUUUCGGAUCGUGGUGGUGAAGAUCAAAUUGAUAUAUAUUGCAAGUUUGAUAAUGAAAGUGAAAUUAAAAUGACAUCAGAACCAAUCGAAAUCAUUGAUCAAAAUGGAAAUUAUUCAUUUAAUUUCACAAUUCAAAUUCCAUCAUCAUUCCAAGAAGGAUCUCACAAAAUAUAUAUAUGGGCAGUUGAUUCUACUCUAAUAGAAUCAGAGCAUCUACAAUAUGAAUUUAUUUUCAAUCAUAACAGACCAUCUAUCUCUAUCACAACAAAUAACAAUCAAGAACUUCGACGCGGGGUCAACGAACAAAUUGAAAUCAAAGGAAACGUUACCGAUCUUGAUGGAAGUGAUAAAGUUUCAAUAAAAUACUAUUUUGAUGAUUCUCAUUCAGAUCUCCCUCUCCAAACGAUAACAAUUUAUAAUUCCUCAAAUCAUGAAUUCACUAAAAACAUCAACAUUCCAUCAUAUUUGAGUGAAGGUAUUCACAAAAUCACGAUUUAUUGCAUGGAUGAAGAUAUUAAGAUAUCAAAUGAAGAAACCAUCAAUUUCACAUAUAUAUUCAACAGUCUAUCUCUCAUUGUCAUCAAAGAACCGCAAUCAGUAUACCACAAUAAAGUUGAUACAAAUAUCUCUGUCACAGGAACAUUCACAAACGACAACAAUGCUGAACAUGUCAACUUCUAUUACGUCCUCGACAAUAGUGAUCGACAUGAAAUUGAAAAUGUUAUAAUCACAAAUGAACAUGAUUUUGCAUUUUCUAUUGCAGCAUCGGAAUACUUUGCUCAAUACAAUAUAGACAGUAAUCACACGAUUUUCAUUUGGAUUGAAGAUAGCUUCGGCAAAUUAUCAUCAAACUACAGUAAAACAUUUGAAUUUGUUUUCAAUACACCAAUUAUUUCUGUUUCAACACAAAAUAGUAUUACAUUCUACAGAACUACAAACAAAUCAAUAAAUAUCAUCGGCACAAUUCAAGAUUCAGACUGUACAGGUAGCAUCUCAAUUUUUUACAAAUUUGAUGAAGAUUUAUAUCCAGAAUUACCUUCAGAAGAAAUGAGUUCAGAAUGCAUUAUCCCUUUUUCUAAACAAAUUGAAUUUCCAUCAACAUUAUCUGAAUCUCUUCACAAGAUCACAAUUUAUUGUUGUGAUGAGCGUAACAAGAAAUCAAACGAAGAACACGUUACUCUAUAUUACGAAUACAAUCCACCAGAAAUAGUUGUGGACGAAUUCGAUAAUGGUAUAUAUCAUCGAGGUUUGAACAGUAGUAUUCAUCUUGAAGGUAAAGUUAUCGAUCUUGAUGGUUUUGGUAAUGUAACAAUCAACUUUUACAUUGACAACAACAUCAUUUAUAUUAAAUCUAUUGAAAUCUUAAAUGUUAAUGAGCAUCCAUUUACCAUUGAUUUAGAAUUCCCUUCAGAACUUAAUGAAUCAUUACAUUAUUUUAAAGUCAUUGCAGUUGAUGAAUCAAAUAAAUCAUCCAAUACUUUUCUAUCGACAUUUGAAUAUUAUUAUAAUUCACCAUCAAUAUCAUUAACAACGAGAGAUAAUCAAACACUCAUCAAAGAUGUCAAUAAAAAGUUUUAUAUUUAUGGUGUUGUUGAAGAUCUUGAUGAGAUUGGAACAUUAACAAUAAAGUACAAACUUGAUGAAGAUAUAUAUAAAGAUUUGGCAUCUUUUAGUAUUUAUGACAGUAAUUCUCGUCCGUUCUCAGAAUAUGUUCCUCUUGAUUCUGUUUCAUGUGGUCUUCAUUCAUUUGAUAUCUAUGUUGUUGAUGAUGACAACAAAUCAUCUUCACAUCAACCAUUAAUGUUUUUUCUAGUUCCCAACAGUAUAAAAGAUGACAAACAUAAUAACAUCUUUUCAAUUCCAAAAAACAUUUUUUCAUUAACAUUAACCUUAUGUAAAGCUUGUAAAUAA